This is a messenger RNA of Cyclocybe aegerita, 1596 nucleotides long. Lineage: Eukaryota; Fungi; Basidiomycota; Agaricomycetes; Agaricales; Hemipholiotaceae. The record is from the annotation of a GenBank genome assembly.
AUGACGAAACGGAAGCGUGACCGUGUGAUCUUAUCGUCAUUUCGGGUCUGCACACGGUUAUUCCCUCCCACCUCCAUCUCGCCUCCAUCUUCCACUCGUCACCUUUGUCCCACCGGCGGCCCUUCGGCGCUCCGUCAUCGAUUCAUCCUCCACUCGUUGCGAAUCUUCUUCGUAUCGCCUAAAUUCACUUAUUCGUUCCAUCCCGUCCUUCACUCCAUAAGCGACAUUCCAGAUCUCAAUUCACUUCCUACCUUCGCAGCCUCCUCUGCAGUGCGCAUGACGAUCGGAAUGAGGUAUAACGAGGCUGAACUUAUGGCCGAGGAGUCUGCGCUGAAGAUGGCUGAGGAACAACGGCGAACCCUCUUCCGGCCACUCAAGGCCGUGAGAGUCGAAUUCUGGCACUUGGAUGGACAGCGCGUGAUGAAGAUGGUGUUUAGGAAGCUACAGCUGCCAAACGAACGCAUCCGCCUAUCUCCUUCCACGAAUGCCCACACCCACUCCACGACGUGCCUUCGUCAUCACGCUGCCGCAUCAAUUGCAGAUGCUACUCGUUGCAUCUCCGUCGUCGUUCGCACCAGAAGAGACCUUCUACGUCCCACGGAAUCCACGCGAAUCGAGGCCCUCUCGACCUUCCAUCCCCCACCGCCUACACUGCCCAACAACGGCAAAGCCAAGCUCAGCACCGCAGCUGAAGCUCUCCCAAGUAUCGACCUUAUCCCUCUCGGCGAUUCCGACACUUACUUGCACGGACGUAUACCAAAGACCAUGGUCAAACGAGACAUCACGCCGCACCGCCAUCCUCCGCGGCCUUCGAUUGUGCUGAGAGGUCGUCUUUUCAAGCACCCAGCGCCGCCUCGUCUGGCACUGGCGGAGUUGGUAGAUGAAGAAGACGAGAUAGAGGGAAUGGUGCUGCCAACGCCGAGGUUCUCGAGAGUUUCGUACCCGGCGUCGUGUCGGGAUGGGCAAGAGCUAGAGGAGGAUCUGACGCUGGUGGUGGCCGGCAGCCGUCCGUUGGACGUUCCACGGCCUCCUUUAGAGGCGCAUACACCUACGGCACCAGCCAUACCACACUCCACAACAUCGCCGUCUUCACGUUCCACCCGUUCGCCGCCCGAGCAGAGCGUGAUGUCGUUCUUAGACACACGUCCUGCUCUCAUUUCUAUUCCCAUUUGCACGUCAAGCUCAACUUCAACCUCACCAUCGCCAUUUGCAUCCUCAAGCAUGACCUCAGGAUUAGUUUCGAACUCGGGCACGGACACCGACGCGGACGUCAACACCGAAAUGGAGGGGGACUCGUCCUCGUGGCUCGAUGCGUCAACUACACCCUCUGCCCCUACACGUCUUCAGCGAAACCACCAUACCUCGUCGUCAUUCUCCUCCGCCCAGGCCUACUCCCCGACCUCAUCGCAUAUGCGGCCCCUAUUUGCAUGUACGAAAUGCCGCACGAGCGCUAUGCUCGAGCUCGAUAUCCUCUUAUUCUACAGCGUCGCGGCAGUCGAUAACAACCUGACGUCGAUCUCCGUUACGGUGCUUGCGUGUCAUGCAAAUUUGCAAAACUUACGACAGACGGGCCCAAGACGAGCCGCGGGCUAUUAG